This is a messenger RNA of Electrophorus electricus (electric eel), 3104 nucleotides long. The record is from RefSeq and is a predicted model, not a curated record. Lineage: Eukaryota; Metazoa; Chordata; Actinopteri; Gymnotiformes; Gymnotidae.
GGUUCGGCUCAGACGCAGAUGAGGCAUUGGAACUGACGGAUCUCACCCGUACCGGCGUUUAGGAUGCGUCCGCGGCACUAAUUUCCCCCCGUUCCCUGUGGUGCUAACACCGAACGGGAAACAUGUCAAACAUAAAUCGAGAUGUCUGUUUUGUCAGUCAAGGAAAGUUCUGGGCUCUGUGCAUUCUUCUGCUUUCUACCAGCCCUCUCUCCUGCUUUUCAAAUUUUAGUCAUCUCAUCUAUAAGAUAAAUGAAGGCUUACCCAAGGGGACUCUCAUUGGGGCUACCGGUGCAGACUUAAACUUGGAUUUCUCAGUUGAUCCUCCUCGAUUGUUCAAUCUGGAGCUAAAGCAGAUUGGUGCUCAGUAUGUGCACCUGAAUAAUACCACAGGGGAGCUGUACACAUCUGCUCUGGAGAUCGACAGAGAGGCUCUGUGCGCAGACUCCCACGAGGGCCAGGGUUGUGCCCUCUUUCUGGAUGUGAUCAUUCUGCCACAACAGUACUUCCAGCUAGUUAAGAUCAAAAUCAUCAUUGAAGAUAUUAAUGACAACAGGCCAUAUUUCCCCAUGGAUGAGAUCAGGGUGUCGGUGCCCGAAAAUGCACCAGUGAACAGCCGGUUUGCAGUAGAGCAAUCUGCUGUAGAUCCUGACGUGGGAAUCUACGGCGUGCAGACCUAUUGGCUGGUUGACAACUAUGGCGUUUUCACCCUGGACGUGGAGGAGAACGAGGGGGGAGAACUGACACCAAUGCUGAUCAUUACUGAGUCGCUUGACAGGGAGACGCAGGCGGAAUAUGUCACUGAAAUCAUAGCUGAGGAUGGAGGGUCUCCACCACUUUUGGGCACUGCCACUUUUAGAAUCAUCAUCACAGAUGUGAAUGACAACUGCCCCAAGUUCACUGAGUCCCAGGUGAAUGUGACACUCUUUGGAAACACUACUAAGGGCACACAGCUGACACGCCUCCAUGCCUUUGACCUUGAUCAGGGCUCCAAUGCCCAAAUCACCUACACUUUCAGUGAGCGGGUCAGCGAAGAAACCAGGAACCGCUUUCACUUGGAUGCAUCCACGGGGGUCAUUAAGCUAGCUGGAAAAAUUGACACAGAUGCUGUAAAGUUCUACAGGUUGGCUGUGCUGGCAAAUGGGCCAGCUUGCAUCCCCGAUGUGGCUACAGUCAUUCUCAACGUUGUCAGGGUGGUCUCUGGCCCCCCAACCAUCAUACCACGCUAUAUUGCUUCAGAGCAAAAUGGUGUGGUUUCCCUAAGCGAAUCUGAGCCACCAUUUUCUCCAAUUGCAUUUUUCACCAUAAAGAAUAUGGACCCGAAGCAAGGGGGGGUGUGCCUUCUGGAAGGGACUGGACCCUUCAGGCUCUUGCCGUACAAGCACUUUAAAAACGAGUACUUGCUGGAGACCACUGACCUAUUGGAUUAUGAGCAGAAGAAGGAUUAUGAAAUGACUGUAGUGGUCCGAAGCACAAUCGGAUUAACUGCUAAGACAGUGCUGAAGGUGCAGGUGCUGGAUGUUAACGACAAUGCGCCCAUCUUUAAGCAAUCAAUUAUCGACAUCAAGGUUGAGGAGAACAACACCCCAGACAUAUUUCUUACUAAACUGCAGGCCACGGAUGAGGACAGCGAGAGCAGGGGUGAUGUGCUCUACCUCCUGGGGUCAGAUGCUCCCUCCAUUUUCCACCUGGAUCGGUUGUCCGGUGUUUUGACUGUGAGCACAUCUCUCGACCGUGAGGAGAAAGAGACCUACCGGUUUAUAGUGCGAGCUGUGGACUGUGGCACGCCGAGGAAGGAGUCAAUCGCCACGGUGGUUGUCACCGUGCUGGACCGCAAUGACAACAGCCCUCGCUUCAUCAACAAAGAUUUCACUUUCUUUGUGCCAGAGAACUUUCCAGGAUUCGGGGAGAUCGGAGUGUUGUCUGUCACGGAUGCAGAUGCAGGAGAAAAUGGCUGGGUGGCACUGUCGAUCCUCAAUGGAAGUGAUAUUUUUGUGAUCGACACAGGACGGGGGACCUUGAGGGCAAAGACCUCCUUGGACAGGGAGCAACAGGGAACAUACUACCUCUGGAUCGAGGCUGUGGACGGGGGUGAUCCUGCACUCUCCUGCAUCACCAUGGUCACCAUUCUGCUUCUGGACGUCAACGACAACCCACCCACUGUGCUGUUUCCUCAGUCCAACCAAUCCUUCAUGCUGGUUCUUCCAUCUACACUCCCAGGGACAUCCAUUACAGAAGUAUACGCCGUGGACAGGGACACCGGCAUGAAUGCUGUAAUUGCUUACAGCAUCAUCAAACGCAGGGGUGGUGAGACAGGCUCAUUUGACAUCGACCCCAACACAGGAAACAUCACUCUCAGAAAGGCCUUGAGCAACCGGGGCCUCUACAGCUUGCUGGUCAAAGUCAGCGACCAUGGCCAGCCUGAACCGCUGUACUCCACCGUCCUGGUCAACCUAUUUGUCAACGAGACCAUCAGCAAUGAGACCUACAUCCAGAGCUUGUUGACCAGGGAAGCAGAAAUCGGCAUUGAGGAGAUUAGACCACCAAACAGGCUGGCCCGGGGGCCAGAGUAUAGUGAGAUCUUCCCCUGCCAGCCAGUUCUUAUUGCCCUCAGUACCACCUGUCUAGGACUGUUUCUUAUAGUGGUGUCACUGACUACAUACAUAUGCUGUACGAGACAGAAAAAACAUAAAAAGAAGAGGCUGGAAGUGGAGCUACCAUUAAAAAUGAACAGUGACAUGCAGGCUAUGGACCGGAAGCUCAUGGAACUUUCCAACAUGUGACAAUGGGCCUCUCCAAGAUUGUGCUUACUGCCUAAACAAAACUGUUUACAAAUGGGAAAUGUGAGCUUCUAAUUUACAAAGAAACAAAUGGAGUGUAAAAUGACUGUUUUGCAAUGCAUUUUCCAUGAUUAUCUACUGGAUUGCCACCCUGCUUUCUCCGAUUUCACUCUGCACUGGAGUCUGUAGUGGGAUUUGAAUAUUUGCCCUGGAUUUGCUACCCUCUCCACCUUUCCUACCAAAACAGUGAUGCAUUCUCAGACCUCUUAAGCCUGUGGUGUGAAAACAAACUGUACAUGAAUAUUAAAAUUUUAUUUUCUUACCACA